AUGACCUCGAGUGCCACAGGUAUAUUCAAAGUGAAGGGCCUCACGGGCGCCACAGACCGCCUCAGUUGGUGUGAAGUUAGGGGCGCCCCUGGCAUCAAACUACAGGCGAUCCCUCGUUCUGGGACUACCAUUUCAGAAAAUACGCAGACAACGUUCAAGGCCAGGCAGAUAUCGGGCGAUGAAACUGCAUGCGAUAUCGUUCUCAACGCAACCCCCUCCACCCCAAUUCAAGUGACCCUGGUCUCAUCCAAAAAGGAGCUGUCACAAAUCAAUCCCUACGUGUACGACAUGCGCUUACAACUUCACCCAAAAGGGCUCUCCGGAGUUAUCACAAUAGUUCUUGGAAACGAUGUCAACCAGGGUACCGUCACUCUACCAAGCUUGACGGCGGUGGGCGAUUAUGUCGCCACUUAA
Penicillium arizonense is the source of this 414-nucleotide messenger RNA. RefSeq lists its product as uncharacterized. The record is from RefSeq and is a predicted model, not a curated record. The transcript has a single exon. The coding region runs from base 1 to 414 and encodes 137 amino acids. NCBI's taxonomy places the organism in Eukaryota, Fungi, Ascomycota, Eurotiomycetes, Eurotiales, Aspergillaceae.